UUAGAAGCGGGACCACCGGGGCCCGUACCGAAACCAUGGCGGACUUCGAGUUGUAAAAGGCACCGGUGGUCAUGUGGUAACGAGCCCACUCACAUCAUCACUGGCCCGGCCAGAUGAGCCGAUAAGGCGCAAUCGCUGGUUGAAUGGAUUGUUCCAUCUUUCGACCAGCAAGGCAGGAGUCAUAAACACAAUCGCAGGGCCUGGUCGGCCUCCAGCCACCCUCUGGGGCGAAGCCAGACAGGGAGCGAUAGGAUCUGGCUGGCCCAGACAACCGCAUCCACUUCUGGCGGUCUCUUGUCCAAUCUUGGCCCAUCAACUCACCGGCCAGCCUCAUUCUCGACCGGAGGGGCGACUGAGAAGAUGCUGGGUCUCGUCAGACCUCCUCCCUCUGCAGACUUUUACGCCGAUUCGUGCUUUUGGGAGGCCUGGCAGCGUGACUGUGUGCCGACGCAAAUGCCAUGCGGCAAGCUGGCAGCUCGCAAACAAGGAGAAGAGCAUGAAGCCUUGCAGAACUCAUUUUCCUCGAGCGAGUGGAAAUGCAGUAGUAUGCAUAAAAGUAUAUAUUCAUAUGUGA
This is a messenger RNA of Protopolystoma xenopodis, 574 nucleotides long. NCBI's taxonomy places the organism in Eukaryota, Metazoa, Platyhelminthes, Monogenea, Polystomatidea, Polystomatidae. The record is from the annotation of a GenBank genome assembly.